Molecule: messenger RNA, 3403 nt
Organism: Chara braunii
Lineage: Eukaryota; Viridiplantae; Streptophyta; Charophyceae; Charales; Characeae
Source: the annotation of a GenBank genome assembly
GACCGAGUAAGAUUAAUGUCUCCGGAUCCGUUGCGGGGUGCAAGCGAGGAGAUUCGGGAUGAGGAGCCAGAGCCGCGUACGGAAGGAAGAAAUCGGGACUCGAGGGAGGGGGAUCCAUUCAAUGGUAGGUUACACAUGCAGCUGUUGGAUGGGGUGUUGAAGGACUUGCUUUCAGAAGGAAGGUUGUAUUUGGUUCCUUUGGUGUUCAUGGAGAGUGCGUCGAUUCUGCACGUGCUCACUGUUUCGGCUUCGGCAGGGGUACAUAAUGCCCGUUUUCCAGUGGUUGCUCUUUCCGCUAUGCCGAAUCAGCAACGUGCCCUCACGGUGGCCCGGGAAUGGGUGGGCUCCUCGGCUGAAUUGGCCAUGGUUCCUGGAACUUCGGCCAUCCGCUUGUUGGCUCCUACGAAUCAUGGUUUUUCGAUAGGUUUAUACUGUUUUUUUGUGAGAGCCAAGUUUGAACAGUUGCAGAGUAAAGUCCCGUUCGCCCCCACCUUCGGGUGGCGGAACUUCGCGCUGGUACUGGACUUUGCGGAGGCGGAGGUACAUGCAGUGGUCACCGCUAUGUCUGCCCCCUUGGGGAUUCUUACGGACCUUGAUAAGCGCAUGCCGGUAGCCAAGAGGUUCUCCAGCACCAGAUUCUGGUACUGUAUUGACGAGUGGCUGUAUGGCCCGCAGCGGAGAGUGCAGCCGCCCCGGGGGGCCGCCUCGGGGACAGCCUCACAGGCCACGGGUCAGACGGGGCCCUCCAAAAGGCAGAAUGGUCCGGUGGUUCCGCGAAGGAGGUCGAGGGUUUCGGAGACCAAGAUCUCGGAAUCUAGGUUAAGGGGUGGUAGCCUGUCGCUCCCGGAGUUUGGGUUUGGAGGAGCUUUUCACUUGUGGGCUCCGGCUCAGGGGACCAGAGGAGGGGUGGCUGUGAUCCUCACAAAGUUUUUCACAGGUAAGGUACUGGAAUUUUUUUGGGAUACGUUGGGGACGUGGGCAUGGGUGUAUAUCGAGGAAGGGGGAAAGAGAUUGUUGAUUGUGACCGUGUAUGCCCCGGUGGACAUCACGGACCGUAAAUGGUUUUGGAGAAAUUUUACAGCCUGCCUCCCUGACUCGGAUCGUGUGAUUGUGAUAGGGGACUUUAACACGGUAAUCCGCUCGGGUAGAGACUCGUUAGUGCCAGGGGACCCGAAGCCGGAUGCAGAAGCGUUGUGUGGGGUAAUGGCCGAUAUGGCCUUGGUGGAUGCCUUUCGAAGGUUUAACCCUGAGGAGAAAUGCUUUACUUGGUUCGGGGCCUCACCCCUCCUGCGCAGCAGGCUUGACAUGGCCUGGGUUUCUUCGGAUCUGCUGCCGAACCUUCAGAGCUUUGAUCAGCAGCUGGUUCCGAUUUCAGACCAUAAGUUCAUCAUGGUAUCGCUCGCAUUGCACCCCCAGGUGGUCAGAAGGCCGCCUCCGAUGGCAGCCCCGGUGUGGCUGUUGUCUGAGUCACUUGGUAAAGAUCUGGUGAAGCAACAUUGGGAGCUCUGGCUUGCAGCACGCCCGGAGCGUAAGCCGCUUUUAGACCAUUUUCAGCAGGGGGUCCGGGCUUUGGCGGCAAACAUGAAAAAAAGAGUUAAGGCAUCCAGGCCGGCGCAUGACCGUACAGGCCAAGAGUACCUCCUGCGGAUGGAAGCCUUGGGGGAGGUGCCGCCGACAGGCUCGGAGGAUGUGGUGGGCGGAGUGGGUUCUGCUACACUCAGAGUGGGCGGAUUGGCAGGCCCGGGAUGCAGACCUCUGGGGAUUAGCAUGAAGAGGUCAUCUCACUCCCCCUUGAUUGUUUCUAUGGGACAUYCUUUUGAUCCGUUGGAACCAAGGGCGGAUAGUACCUCAGAUAUCCUCAGGUACGUGGAAUUGUUCUAUGGCGAUUUGUAUCGCGAGGAUGAGAACUGGUCAGUUGAGGACAUGGCUUCUUUACCCAUGAAUGACGUAUGGUCAAAGUGYGCCACCUUUGUCACACCGGAUCAUAGGGCGGCUCUGGACGCGCCUAUCACACAAGAGGAAGUAGCAGAGGCGAUGGGUGGGAUGCACAGGGGAGAAGAAGCUCCCCCGACCAAUUUUGGACAGGCCGCGAUCAUUCUCUUGUAUAAGAAAGGGGAUGUGGAAGAAGUUAGGAAUUCGCAGCCCAUCUCUCUGCUAUCGGCGCCAUAUAAGAUAUAUGCGAAAGUAUUGGCCAACAGGGUCGCUCGUGUUUUGCCAUCUCUUGUCCACCCGACACAGACGGGGUUCGUGGUUAGAAGACAGAUUCUGGUAAAUGUCCUUUUGGUUCGACAGAUCAUGGAAAGGGCGCGAUGUUCCCAGCCCCUUUUGGUUACUCUGUUUUUGGACUUCGAAAAGGCCUACGACAUGGUUAGAUGGCCUUUUCUUCUGCAGGGCAUGAGACAUAGAGGGGUGGGGGAGGGCUUUGUUAAGGCAGUUGAAGUGGUUUUGGGGAUGGCUGAAGCCAGAGUUCAGAUUAAUGGUUUUUUGUCCUCCCCUCUGAGGAUCACGCGCUCUGUAAGGCAAGGUUGUCCCCUUUCUACUGCACUGUACAUUCUGUACGUUGAGCACCUACAUGAAAUGAUCCGGGCAAAUGACCAGAUUUUUGGGUUCGAGUUACCUGGGGGGGAGCAGGUGAAAUCUAAUGCGUUCGCAGACGAUACUGCUGCGAUGUCCCAGUUGACAAACGAUAGCGUCUCGGCCUUACGUAGUGAAGUGUCCCUGUUUGAGAAAUAUGCGGGGGCACGGGUAAACUGGGGGAAAUCUGUGGCGGUGGUCCCGGACGGUGCUGAUAUCGCAAUAUUUCAAGGCAUGAGGACUCAGUCAACUGAGGAACAGUUCCUGUACCUAGGCAUCCAGAUCCCUGCGGCAUUAUCUUCAGGGGAUCAGUUAGAGGAUCUCCUUCAUCGCGCAGUGACGCGAAUGACGGCUUGGGCCAAACGCGCAACGCAUGGGGUAUUUGGUAAGGUUCUCAUUGCUAACAACGCGAUUUCCGCAACGUUAUGGUAUGCGGGAGCGGUAUCGGACCCUCCUAAGCGGGCGUGGAAAGGCUACAAGGGCGCCCUUAGGAAAUUUCUAUGGAAGGAUGACCCUUGCACUUCGCAUCUUAUCUAUAGGGUGCGAUGGGAGAAAUUGGUGCAGCCAAGAUCGGCUGGGGGCCUGGGGUUGUUGGACCCUCGAGUGCAGGUUGCUGCCCUGCAAAUGCGCUCUGUUCUGUGGCCCCUUUUAGAGGAUGAUGCGGAGCCUUGGAAGGUUGUUACAUUACAAGAGUUGGCGGAAGCGAUCAGGGUGCAUCCGGCGGACGUUGAAACGACCCUUCUCCACCCUUAACUUUUAUAUGGCCUCCGUCGGGAGGCGCUGUGGUCAUGUACCCUGGAAAAGUGGCGUGAAGCGCCCCUAAGGUAGU